Molecule: messenger RNA, 899 nt
Organism: Manis javanica (Malayan pangolin)
Lineage: Eukaryota; Metazoa; Chordata; Mammalia; Pholidota; Manidae
Source: RefSeq, a predicted model, not a curated record
CCACGGGGCGAGAGGAUGAGGCCGGCGUGGAGUCCCGAGCGGCGGGCCCAGGGCCCCUCGGGCCCCGCGGUGCGGCCUGCCCGCCCUCCGUACCCCCGGCGUUGGUUCGCGCCGCCGAGCGCCGGGCCCAGUCUCCGUGCGCGCGGCCCGCGGGCGCAUACUGCGCGCUGCCCCCCGAGCCUCCUGGGCGUCCGCGCUUUCGCGGAUGCUGCGCUCCCGAGUCAUGGCUCUCGCCGUCCGCGUCGUUUACUGUGGCGCUUGAGGCUACAAGUCCAAGUAUCUUCAGCUCAAGAAGAAGUUAGAAGAUGAGUUUCCUGGGUGCCUGGACAUCUGCGGCGAGGGGACUCCUCAGGCCACGGGCUUCUUUGAAGUGAUGGUAGCAGGGAAGUUGGUUCACUCCAAGAAGAAAGGCGAUGGCUACGUGGACACGGAGAGCAAGUUCCUGAAGCUGGUGGCGGCCAUCAAAGCCGCCUUGGCUCAAGGCUAAUGCGCCCUGAAGGCAGAGUUUCUCCAUGGGGCUGCAGUUUCCUCGGGAGCUGAGCCUGCUCCCACCUCUUCUCUGCACAGUCCAGUGACCUUGGUCCGGCCCCGGUCGGCAGACGCUUCAUGACAGGAAGGACUGAAAUGUCUCACUGACGCCUGGUCUUUCCCUGAUGUUCUCGCAGCCGCCGGGCGGGGCACAUACCGACGUCCCUGGUCUUUGUCUGUGUGUGGGGGGUGAUGUGGGGGUGUGUGUGUGGCCCCCGGAGUCUAGCUUUGCACUCUGGACCUGCCCCUUCCUUUGCCACACCUUUUGCCAUCCCCCUGGGGAGCCAAGAGAGGGAUCCGGAUGAGUGAGCCUCAGAUUUCGGCAAUGUUUGCAGCGGUUCACGACUCAAUAAAUACUGGAUGUAUCUGUG